AAAAAAAAAAAAAAAAAAAAAAAAAAAAAACAGCGGAAACAUAGACCGGAAGUACGGCGUAAAAUCAAGCACUUAACACAGCAGCAACAGCGACAACAAUUACAACAACAGUCAGACAAAAUGAGUAAAAAACCGACAGUUGGACCCGCGCUCCACAAAGUGAUAAUGGUGGGCAGCGGCGGUGUCGGCAAAUCGGCACUGACACUACAAUUCAUGUACGACGAAUUCGUGGAGGACUACGAACCAACCAAAGCAGAUAGUUAUAGGAAAAAGGUCGUUUUAGAUGGCGAAGAAGUACAAAUAGAUAUAUUGGAUACUGCCGGGCAGGAGGAUUACGCCGCCAUACGUGAUAAUUAUUUUCGCAGCGGUGAGGGUUUUCUCUGUGUCUUCUCAAUCACAGACGAUGAAAGCUUCCAGGCAACACAAGAAUUCAGGGAACAAAUUUUACGUGUGAAAAAUGACGAAAGCAUACCGUUCCUGUUGGUGGGCAACAAAUGCGACUUGAGCGACAAGCGCAAAGUGCCGCUGAACGAAUGCCAGACACGCGCCCAACAAUGGCAGGUGCCCUACGUGGAGACCUCCGCCAAGACGCGUGAAAACGUCGACAAGGUAUUUUUUGAUUUGAUGCGCGAAAUAAGAUCCCGCAAAACCGAAGAUUCCAAAGCGACUAGCGGGCGUGCUAAAGAUAGAUGCAAGAAGCGGAGACUUAAGUGUACACUACUUUAGGCGUAUUUGUAGGUGCAUAAGCAGACUCUAAGCAAAUAUAAGAAAACCAAAAAAAAAAGAGAAAAAGAAAAUAUGAGAACAAAAAAACACAAACAAAAACAAAUACAAAUGUAAAAAACAAGCGAACAAAGAAUGUCAAAGAAACCCUUAACUCUACUCUACUCUC
Molecule: messenger RNA, 892 nt
Organism: Bactrocera latifrons
Lineage: Eukaryota; Metazoa; Arthropoda; Insecta; Diptera; Tephritidae
Gene: Rala
Product: ras-related protein Ral-a
Exons: 4
Coding region: 121-726 (201 amino acids)
Biological process (GO): Ras protein signal transduction
Cellular component (GO): plasma membrane
Molecular function (GO): GDP binding; GTPase activity; GTP binding
Source: RefSeq, a predicted model, not a curated record